AUGCCAACAGAUGUAACUAGUGAAGAUUUAUCAUCAAUUUUUAAAGUGAAUAUUGCUAAUAUUCUCGUUCGACCACACAAUGAAUUGGAUGAUCAUCUUGUGGAAAGUGAUCGUAGACAAGUUGAAGCUUGGAUUAAAGAAAUUCCUACUGAACAAUUAGCAAUAAGACUAGCGAAAGAAAAAACUGGUUUCGAUUUGCGUGGCUUUCAAAUUCAAUGUCAAGCAACACGUGCACCAGUCAAUCCAUUUGAUUUAUGCGGACGUUUUCAAACAGGAAAAUGUCCAUUUUCCAUUGGUUGUGAUCAGAAACAUAUCCGAUGUGUUGAACCAAUCACAUGCAAAAAUACGCACUGUUGGUACGGACAUGAUAAAGCACGAAGAACAAGACCAGCACGCCGACCUACUUCAAAGGAAGAUGGUUAUCGUAUUCGAGUGAGUAAUUUUCCUCCGAAUGUCACUCGAUCGGAUAUAUUCCGACGUUUGAAAGUGAGAUUUACUAGCAUUGGACGUGAUCUAAUUCUGUGUAAUGAAGAACCGAAUUCAAGCCAACCAAUCAUUGCCUAUAUAAUUGAUCGAAAAUCAGAACUGAUCGCCAGACAACUCAUCCAUUGCUGGCAUAAUCAAAUGUUUUCUUCCGAACAAAAAUACAGUAUGAAAUGUCAAUUAGAAGUGAAUGUGGAGUAUUUCAAUUCAACCAUCGGAAUUCCUCUGUCAUUAAUUCCACAAACGCAAAAUCGAACACCGUCAAUACGCUCGAGUACGAAUAGUAUGCAAAUGCGUCAAUCUCAAGCAAUACCGGAUUUACGAAAGUGCUAUACGCAUUGGAAAGCUAUCAAUGAUGAUGAUCAACAUUCUGAUUCGAAAUCAGAACAAGAAUUCGAUCUGUUCAAACUACCCUCUCCAUGGUGUUGGGAAAAUACCGAGUUGUUAGAGGAAAAAGCAAAUGAAACGAGUGAAGUUUAUUCAAUUGUUGAUCAAACAGAUUCGAACAAAACAGCGGAUAUUAGAAUCUAUUCUACAGAAACGUCGAAUAGAACAUCUCGAUUACGUCUCCAACGACAUCGACUAGCUCUUGAACGAUUGAAAGAACUGGACGGAAUACCAAAACUGAUCGAUUGUGAUUAUGAAACAUUGAAAAAUAGUCCGAAUUGCUCGACUCCACUAUGGAUGAUCACAGAACCCAUCAGCGAUAUGAGCCUUGAUUCAUUUGUUUUUGAUAACGAUCCUGAUUUUCAAGACAGUAUGAUUAUCAUUUUGAAAUUAAUUGAUUUGAUCAAACAGAUCCAUCAACGUGGUGUUGUUCAUCGAAAUUUAACACCAAAUAAAAUUUUUAUUGAUAAUUUCACUUCAAUCGAUGUCAAUCAGUUUCAUUUGAAAUUAAUCGAUUUUGAUCUCGCGCAUAUUGAUCAAAAGGAUAUCAAUAAAACGAAUGAACAUCGUUUUUAUUCCGUUGAUAAUCCAAUCAAAAAUGAUUUCUAUCAAAUUCCUCAAUUUCAAGUUGAACCAUUGAAUAAUAAUGAUAUUGACGAGGAAAAUCAACUAAUUCCAUCCGAUCGACAGAGUAAAAAUAUUGAUGCAAGUUUCAUCUGUGCGAUUCUCUUCUGGAUGAUUACAUUAUCUGAACCGAAAGUAUCACGAGAUCUCGAUGGAAAAGCACCGCAUCAAAUUCCUGAGAAUAAUCGAGUGAUUGAAGAUGCAUUAAAAGAAGUAGCCGAUGACUCUCCAGAAAAAUUAAAAGCAUUACGACAACAUCUGACGUUGAUAUUUGAUCGUGGUUUUGCACAAGCGAAAGAUCAAUGGUCUAUUGAGGAACUGGAAUAUCAAAUUCGAUUUAUCAUCGAAUUAAUAACAAUGAGAAAAAAUCAAGAACAGACCUUUGAAUCUUCAUCUUCAGCUAUGGUGUCCAUGAGUCCUUUCAUUUGUUUAGUAUCAUUAAUUCAAAAAAUGAAAGAUGAAUUUGUCAAUUAUUAUUCUCGUUUUGGUACCAUUUAUUGGUCCGAUGGUGAAAAUAAUCAAUGGUCAGGAACGAAUCAAACUAUUAAAAACUACGAUCGACUAACGAUUGAAAAACAAGAACUACCGAUCAAAUUUGAAAUUGUUCGAAUGAACAAGGAAACUCAACUGCAAAUAUCUGUUCAUAUCAAAAUGAAUGAGACUACAAUUAUUAAAUUACCUAUUGGUUGUUGGAAAGAAAACGAUUUCGAAUCAAUCAUGAACAUGUUCAUUCUAGAAUUGACUACUUUUUAUAACCUACUUUUAGAAUAA
Molecule: messenger RNA, 2265 nt
Organism: Rotaria sp. Silwood1
Lineage: Eukaryota; Metazoa; Rotifera; Eurotatoria; Philodinida; Philodinidae
Source: the annotation of a GenBank genome assembly